Dendrobium catenatum is the source of this 1931-nucleotide messenger RNA. Its product is annotated as protein NRT1/ PTR FAMILY 5.10. Bases 112 to 1788 code for a protein of 558 amino acids. Gene Ontology annotation, molecular function: transmembrane transporter activity. Gene Ontology annotation, biological process: transmembrane transport; oligopeptide transport. The record is from RefSeq and is a predicted model, not a curated record. The transcript has 4 exons. Gene Ontology annotation, cellular component: membrane. Lineage: Eukaryota; Viridiplantae; Streptophyta; Magnoliopsida; Asparagales; Orchidaceae.
UUCCACUGCAAAACCUCUAAGUUCUUCCAACUACGCCGGAGGAAGUCGGGAUUGACCAGAAGAGAGAGAGAGAGAGAGAGAGAGAGAGAGAGAGAGAGAGAGAAAGAUUCAAUGGAGAAGAACCCCCUUCUCCGGCCAUCCUCUACCAUGUUCGGGGUAGUAGACUUUCGCGGCCAACCUAUCUCUAGAUCAUCUUCUGGUCGCUGGACCUCUGCGUUCUUUAUCAUAGGGGUUGAAAUCGCCGAGAGAAUGGCGUAUUAUGGCAUCUCCUUCAACCUCAUAACUUACCUCACCGGCCCUCUCAACUUCUCGACGGCCGCUGCCGCCUCCUCCGUCAACAGCUGGUCCGGCGCCUCUAUGCUUCUUCCCCUCCUGGGCGCUUUUGUCGCCGAUUCGUUCCUCGGCCGCUACCGCACUAUCGUCCUCGCCUCACUUCUCUACGUCCUGGGUCUAGGGUUGCUCACGCUCACUGCCGUGCUUUCAAGCUCAUGCUCAGUAGACCUAAAGCUUACCUUGAAUUCUCCAUCCUGUUCUCCAGCUGUUCUCCAAGUUGUUUUGUUCUUCUUAUCCCUCUAUCUCGUAGCCUUUGCGGAAGGAGGGCACAAACCAUGCCUUCAGGCGUUUGGUGCCGACCAAUUCGACGAGUCUGAUAACCAAGAGCGCAUUGCAAGGAGUUCAUUCUUCAAUUGGUGGUACUUUGGGAUGAAUGGUGGCAUGAUUGCCUCCUUCAUUGUAUUGAGCUACAUCCAGGACAACAUUGGCUGGAGCUUUGGAUUUGGAAUUCCUUGUGCUGUUAUGGGCAUUGCUCUUCUGGUUUUCUUGUUGGGAAGCAAGACUUACCGCUGCUAUGCCUUGGAGGAUACAAGCCCCUUUGUUAGGAUUGUCAAAGGGAUGGCUGAUUUGGCCAUGAGCAGGCAAUCUUCAGCAGAUCGAUUCCUAUCUGAAGUGGAAGCUGGAGACCUAGAACAGCACAGCAGCUAUCAAUCUGAUCAAGAAACAAAGCUUCUCAAUGGGGGUAAAUUGCUUGUUGAUGAACGAAUUGAUGAAGCUAAGGGGAUGCUUCGGUUGUUUCCUAUAUGGGCUACCUGCUUAGCCUAUGCUAUAACCUUCUCUCAAAGUUCAACCUUGUUCAACAAGCAAGGUGGCACCAUGGACAGGCAUAUUGGACCGAGCUUCCAAAUUUCCUCGGCCGCUCUGCAAAGCAUCAUAAGCAUCGUUAUUGUUGUCUUCAUUCCUGUCUAUGACCGUGUACUUGUUCCUAUGGCCAGAAAUCUUUCUGGGCUUUCCACUGGCAUCACACAUCUUCAAAGAAUUGGCAUUGGAUUGUUCUUCUCAGUGAUUUCAAUGGUCGUUGCAGCUCUUGUGGAGAUGAAAAGGAUCCAAACUGCAAGAGAAAAUGGCUUGGUCGAUGAGCCAAAUGCAACAGUUCCAAUGAGCAUAUUGUGGCUCCUUCCUCAGUACAUUCUAUUUGGCAUCAUGGAUGCGCUUGGAAUGGUUGGCCUGCAGGAGUUUUUCUAUGAUCAGGUACCUGAUGCUUUGAGGAGCCUGGGACUUGCUCUUUAUCUCAGUAUAUUCGGCAUAGGAAGCUUCAUUAGUGGCUUGCUUGUUUCAGUGAUUGAUGAAAUAACUAAAAGAGAAGGGGAGAGCUGGUUCUCAGACAAUUUGAAUCGAGCUCAUCUUGAUUAUUUCUUCUGGCUCCUUGCAGGACUUGGUGCUAUUGCGCUGGUCCUUUUUGUCUGCUUUGCUCAAUCCUAUUUAUACAAGAAGAAGGAAUACCGCAGUGUGUAAUAUGCUAAAGCAAACAAAUUUUAUUACUUCAAAUACGUUUGUUAUUUUCUUCAGCUCUAUAUGAAGAUAAGCCCCGACAGCUUGUGUAGUUUUCUUGGUUGGAUUUAUUUGUUUUCUUAAAAAUGUGAUUCUUAAUGUGUUAC